GGCGAUUGUUGUGUCAUUCUAACCUCAUUUAUUUGUUGUGAUUUAGAAAUAAAACACCACAAAAGUCAUGUUUUCCACAAAUUUGAGCCCAAUUAAGGUCGAAGUGAAGGAGGAAAGAUUUGAGGCAUUGAGACUGUAUCACGGAUGCGAGAAAUGCUCAUUCAAGACAAAACUCUUAUCCAGGUUAAGAAGCCAUGCAAGAAUUCACGAAAACAGGAAACAACAAAUGAAUUGUUCAAGUGGUGACCUUGAAAAUUACAAAUGUCACAAAUGCAAAACAUUUGAAACACAYUUCUUGUCACAACUGAGAUGUCACAUUGUUCAAGGUCACACAUCACAYCAUGUCGAAUCCAUAACCUACAAGUGUCUCAAGUGUGAUUUCAAAUCGUUCUCGCAAUUACUAAUUUUGAGACAUUCUGUUUUUACCCACCAGCGACGAAGAAAACGGGAAAAGGGGGACAUUCUCAAAUGUACAGAUUGUGAUUUCAAAACAAUGUAUGUACGCAAUUUGAAAGCACAUUUGAUCAAUAGACAUACAGAUGAUUCUGAGAUCCAAUGGUUCAAAUGUGAUCAUUGUUCAUAUAAGAGCAAAUUUAAUAGAGAUUUGAAACGUCACAAGAUCUUAAUACAUGACCCCAACUUCCGCUAUUCGUGUAAACUUUGUGAUUACAAGACUAAAAUGAAUUUCCUUUUGCAGCGACACGUGAAUUCACGUCACAACACCGAAAUUGGUGAUUCAUUGGUUUCUAGAUCUGGUGUCUACAAAUGUAAGCAUUGUGAUCACAAAACAAUGUAUUUCAGUAAUUUGAGGGCACAUAUGAUAUAUAGACAUCUGGACGAUUCCGAGAUCAAGUGGUUCAAAUGUGAAAAGUGUCAAUUCAAGGCCAAACACAAGGGUAAUUUAAAACAACACAUUUUUCUAAAACAUGACUCUAACUUCCGCUACUCGUGUAAACUUUGUGAUUACAAGGCUAAACUGAGUUCACAUUUAAAACGUCACAUGAAUGGACGACACAAAGCCAAAAAUUGUGAUUCAUUGGCUGGGGAACAUGACAUUUGCACCGAAUAUCUAAGAAAUGAAUUAGGAGAGAAGGGAGCUCACAAAUGUACAAAUUGUGAUUAUGAAACUAAAAGCUUGUCCAGUUUUAGAAAACAUGUGGUUUCUGGACAUUUGGACGAUUCUGAGAUCCAGUGGUUCAAAUGUGAAAAUUGUCAAUUUAUGACCAAACACAGGAGUAAUUUGAAACGUCACAUUAUCGCAAAACAUUCUAACACUCUUUUUCGGUGUAAAUUUUGUGAUUAUGAGUCGAAAACAAGAUACGCUUUGAAACAACACGUGGAUAAACAACAUACGGCUCCUGGUGCCCAUUGUAGUUACAAAACUAAAAAUAAAAAGUCAUUGGUUCAACAUUUAAAAUUAGAGUAUGAUAAUGGCAAACUUUAGUUGUACUGUAAUCAUUGUGAUUAAUAUUAAAUACAAUUUUUAAUAA
Tribolium madens (black flour beetle) is the source of this 1490-nucleotide messenger RNA. Its product is annotated as zinc finger X-chromosomal protein-like. Gene Ontology annotation, cellular component: nucleus. NCBI's taxonomy places the organism in Eukaryota, Metazoa, Arthropoda, Insecta, Coleoptera, Tenebrionidae. The transcript has 2 exons. Gene Ontology annotation, molecular function: DNA-binding transcription factor activity, RNA polymerase II-specific; RNA polymerase II transcription regulatory region sequence-specific DNA binding. Gene Ontology annotation, biological process: regulation of transcription by RNA polymerase II. The record is from RefSeq and is a predicted model, not a curated record. The coding region runs from base 68 to 1444 and encodes 458 amino acids.